CUCUGUCUCACUGUUUCUCUGAGAAAAAGUUUGAACAGGCUGUGAGAAUCUUUUCCCUGCAAACUGAAGCAGUUUGACUGUUUGAAGAGGUUUUUCCAGUAAAUUUAACUUUCCCUUUUCCAGUCCCUGAUUGAGGUGUGCCGUAGUUGGACUGCAGGGCAGAGUGAGAGGAGCUACUGCUGCUGGAAGCCUGCUGUGGAGCUGAGAACAAACCUGCCAAAUCCCUGAUUGAGGUGUGCCGUAGUUGGACUGCAGUGCAGAGUGAGAGGAGCUACUGCUGCUGGAAGCCUGCUGUGGAGCUGAGAACAAACCUGCCAAAUCCCUGAUUGAGGUGUGCCGUAGUUGGACUGCAGUGCAGAGUGAGAGGAGCUACUGCUGCUGGAAGCCUGCUGUGGAGCUGAGAACAAACCUGCCAAAUUCAGACUCAUCAGAUUUUCAUCAGAUCUCUUCAGCUGAACUCUGAUGAUGAAACUGCCAUCAGUCCUCCUCCUCCUCCUCCUGGUUCCUCUGCUGAGCAGCUCUGCUCCUCUUGUCCUCCCACUGGACUGCAGUGACGUCUACACCCAAGAUAUCAGCCGACCCAGUGGAGUGUACACCAUCUAUCCCAUCGGAGUCACGUCUGCUGUCCUGGUGUACUGUGACAUGGACUCACAAGGACAGUGGACGGUGUUCCAGAGGAGGAUGGAUGGAUCGGUGAACUUCUACAGACCCUGGGAACAGUACAAGAUGGGCUUUGGGAACGCUGUUGGAGAAUACUGGCUGGGUCUGGAGAAUCUCUUCUAUCUGACCCAGAGAAAAGAGUAUGAGCUGCUGGUCGACAUGGAGGAUUUCAAUGGAAACAAGGCGUCUGCUCGUUACUCCUCGUUCUCCAUUGAUGCAGAGUCUGACGGCUACAGGCUGAAUGUGUUUGGAUUCACAGAUGGAGGGGCAGGAGACUCCCUGAGUGGUCACAACAGACAGAAGUUCUCCACGUUUGACAAAGACCAGGACAGUUCAGAUGGGAACUGUGCCAAAUCAUAUCUGGGGGCGUUCUGGUACAAAGAGUGUCACCAUACAAACCCUAACGGGGUUUAUCGCUGGGGGGCUGAUGACACUCUGCAUGCUGUUGGUGCGUCGUGGUUCACCUGGAAGGGUCAUGAAUACUCCCUGAAGGCCAUCAGCAUGAAGAUCCGUCCUGUGCAGUAAAUGUGCAGAACAAACUCACAGCAGACAACAUGUUAAUCUAAGUAAUCUUAUUAUUUUAUAAUAUAAAUAUUAUACAUUAUAUAUUGUAGCGCAAUAAGUACUGUAAACUGAUGGGCUUGUUCCAUAUUACAGUUGUUUGUAUAAAUUUGAAUGAUAAUAAGUAAACUGCUUAGUAUAAAAGUGAUUUCAGGCCAGUUCAGCACCCAGACUCUUCUACUACGCUGCUGGAAUAGCUGCAGUAUACAGUUUAGCAUCAUCUUGCUGAAAUAUGAAGGCCUUCCCUGAAGAAGCCAUCCUCUGGAUGGGAGCAUGUGUUGCUCUGAAACACUAAAAUAUACCUUUUAGCAUUGGUGGAGCCUUUCCAAAUGUGCCAGCUGCCAGUUCCACAGAUGCACCCCCCAUACCAUCAGAGAUGCAGGCUUUGAACUGAGUGCUGAUAACAGCCAGAUGGUCCCUCUGCUCUUUAGUCUGGAAGAUGCAGCGUCCAUGUUUGGAUUUGUCUGACCUCAGAACAGUUUCCGGUUUGCCUUGGCCCAUUUUAAAUGAGCUUUGGCUCACAGAAGCUGUCUCUAGAUCAUGUUCACAUAUGGCUACUUCUUUAACCUGCAUCUGUGGAUAGUUGAGCUGUGCUCACAGACAGUGAUUUCUGGAAGUGUCCCUGGAAGCCCAUGCAGUGAUUUCCAUGACAGGAUGUUAGGAAAAUUUAGAUAAUCUUUUAUGUUUUCUAUUUGCAUUUUCUGGCUUUGCUAUAACAUAGUGAUUAAGAGAAAUGAAUUUCUCUGCUUGUGAUUAAGUAUUGAAUAAAAAUCAGUUAAGGUAAUGUUAGAAUAAGAAGAAAACUGUAUUAAGUGUAUCAUUGCGUUGAACUUUCUGUGCUCCUGUGUGUAUAAAAAGAGGAAGCGUCUGCCAGAAAAGGGAAGUCCACAGAGGCCUCGGCAGAGUGAAGGAAGGAACCAGUACCUAAUGAAGACAUCAGUUGUUAAGAAAUGUGAUGCUUGUUUAAAAUGAAGUGUUUUGAUAAUGACUAAGGGUGAAAACCUUUAUUAAUCCAGAGUUCAUGAUGGAUAAGACCUAAGUAGAGCUUCCUCAUUUGUAUCCUGUUAUUGUCUGUUUGAGUUCUUGUGUAAUGUCACGUAGACAUUUUCUUGUGUAUAAAAGAUGGACAGUGAGACCGCCUCACUGAGCACUUCUCCUAAGCAACCUUGAUGUUGUUUACCUGUAACUGCUCCGGCUUGCAAGCCUUUAAUAAACAUUGCAUUGUAUUCAGA
Molecule: messenger RNA, 2453 nt
Organism: Archocentrus centrarchus (flier cichlid)
Lineage: Eukaryota; Metazoa; Chordata; Actinopteri; Cichliformes; Cichlidae
Product: microfibril-associated glycoprotein 4-like
Exons: 9
Coding region: 463-1185 (240 amino acids)
Biological process (GO): elastic fiber assembly
Source: RefSeq, a predicted model, not a curated record